Molecule: messenger RNA, 3139 nt
Organism: Scomber scombrus (Atlantic mackerel)
Lineage: Eukaryota; Metazoa; Chordata; Actinopteri; Scombriformes; Scombridae
Product: cathepsin F-like
Exons: 19
Coding region: 72-2159 (695 amino acids)
Biological process (GO): translational initiation
Cellular component (GO): lysosome
Molecular function (GO): translation initiation factor activity; cysteine-type endopeptidase activity; RNA binding
Source: RefSeq, a predicted model, not a curated record
GAAAAACAAACAUCUCUCUAUUUAAGUGAGUUCAGACGGGACAGCAGCCUCUUUUCUUUUUGAAGCACAUCAUGGUGCUCGGAUAUAGUCCACUAAUCCUGGGGCUGCUGGCCUUAGCCGCCGGUCUGGGCUCGGUGCUGGGACUAGGUGAAGACCUGGACCGUCCUUUGUUUGGGCCUCCCGGUUCUCCUAUUCGGCUACAGGAGACAGACUCAGGCCUGAAGAAGGCUCUGCAGUUCGCCGAGGAGCGCUACAACCGGGGCUCCAACGCUCUGCACCUCCGCAAAGUCAGCCGGGUCGUCUCCGCAACCAAACAGUUGGUUAAAGGGAUCCGCUACACUAUAACAGUGGAACUGAGUAAUACCCAGUGCAAGAAAACUUCCAUGCUCAAGACAUGUGACUUCUAUCCCGAGAUACACAAACUCAAGACGGAGGUGUGUUUGUUUGAAGUGUGGGACAUUCCCUGGCAGGGAACUACAACUCUGCUGAGACAGAAGUGCCAACCUAAAGUCGAAUCUGAAGUCAAAGAGACCAACCAGGUUGAAGACUUAUCCACCAGCCAGCCUCUGGAGGAGUCUGUGGAGCUUCUGGGUCAGUUUAAAGAGUUCAUGGUGAGAUACAACAAGGUCUACAGCAGCCAGGAGGAGGCAGACCGUCGUUUGCGCAUCUUCCACGAGAACCUGAAGACUGCAGAGAAGAUCCAGUCUGUGGAUCAGGGCUCAGCAGAGUACGGUGUCACCAAGUUCAGUGACCUAACUGAGGAAGAGUUUCGCUCUACAUACCUGAACCAACUACUGAGCCAAUGGACUCUUCACCAACCAAUGAAACCGGCCUCUCCUGCCCGAGGCCCCGCCCCUGCCAGCUGGGAUUGGCGAGAACAUGGAGCUGUCAGUCCUGUUAAGAACCAGGGUAUGUGUGGCUCUUGCUGGGCGUUUUCUGUGACAGGCAACAUUGAAGGCCAGUGGUUUCUGAAAAAUGGAUCACUGCUGUCAUUGUCUGAACAAGAGCUGGUCGACUGUGAUGGGCUGGACCAGGCGUGCAAAGGCGGCCUGCCAUCAAAUGCUUAUGAAGCCAUUGAGAAGCUGGGUGGUCUGGAGUCAGAGGCGGACUACUCGUACACUGGGCUCAAGCAGAAGUGUGACUUCACCAGCAGGAAGGUGGCCGCCUACAUCAACAGCUCUGUGGAGCUGUCCAAAGAUGAGAAAGAAAUUGCAGCUUGGCUGGCUGAGAAUGGACCAAUCUCUGUUGCUCUGAAUGCCUUUGCCAUGCAGUUUUACAGGAAGGGUGUGUCUCAUCCCCUGAAGAUCUUUUGCAACUCGUGGAUGAUCGACCAUGCUGUGCUGAUGGUUGGAUAUGGAGACCGUAAAGGUGUCCCAUUCUGGGCCAUCAAAAACAGCUGGGGGGAGGAUUAUGGAGAGCAGGGUUACUACUACCUAUACAGGGGGUCCAAUGCGUGUGGGAUCAACAAGAUGUGCUCAUCUGCUUUGUACUCAGAAGUCGGAAUUUCCGAGUUCCCAGUCGGUAAUUUCAACUGGAAUGCCCCCGAGAUCGGAUCUCCGACUCAGAAAAUCGGACAUACCCCACCACCCUUAACCUCAAAAUCCAAGAUGUUCCACCCAGUGCAUCAACAAAUGUCACAGGCUACCAAACGCAAACAUGUUGUCAAGGAGGUUCUUGGAGACUUUGUCACGCCCACAGAGAACCAGCAGAUUGUGAAGGUUAUCGGUAGCCGUGGUAACAACCUCCACGAGACAAUCACGGCUCAGGGUGAGACCUUCCUGGUGAGCAUGCCCACCAAGUUCCGCAAGAACAUCUGGAUCAAAAGAGGUGACUAUGUGAUUGUGGAUCCUAUUGAGGAAGGAGAGAAGGUGAAGGCAGAGAUUAGCUUCAUUCUCUACAAAGAUCACAUUCAGUACCUGCAAAAACAACAGCUCUGGCCAGAAAGCUUCAAGGAGGAGCAGCAAGCUCAGGACACAACAAACAAACGGCAAGACAAGGAUGAGAAAGACGAGGCAGAGGACGUUAGCGAUUCAGAGGACGAUGAGAGCGAUCUGUUUGUGAACACCAACCGCUGUAACUACCAGUACAUCGAGAGUGAGGAGGAGGACAGCGAGGAUGAAGACGAGGACGAAGAGAAAAGGACAGAAAAUGGUUCAUAGUGGGAUUGUGAGGGCACGGACAAUCAAGAGAGAAAGAGAGAUGUGAAAAUCAUCUGACAGUUUGCUCUCCUGAGCUGCUGUUAUCACUGACUGAUUUGAUGAUGUUCACAGUCGUUCACUGUGAUGUAAGAGCUUCCUCUGAAGUUCAUAUGUGACAGCCAGUUGGGGACAUUAAACAGCUGGGCUCAUUCUUUAAAGAGGAGGGGGCAGUGUGUGACUCCCAUGCUGGACUUGGACUUAAUAGAGCAAAAUAUGUCAAUUUUGUAAGAUUGAUUUCAAGAAAUCUGUAAUGUUGACUGAAAUUGAAUAAGAAGUUAGUGAUUUUCAUGUCAAAUUUAAAUUCUGUUGGAAAAUGUCCACUUUUUCCCUCAAUUUUCUACUACAAGCUACAAACUAAGAUAGCAUUGACUUCCAGUGGAACCAUAACAGUUAAACUUUAGAUCUUCCUUGCAUAUUCAUCAUAGAGUAAAGUGCAUUUGCAGGGUAUUAUUGAUGUAAAAUGUAAUAUCCAUUUCUCCUCCUUUUAUAAAACAAACUAAAUGUUUUAAAAUCAGAUAAAAUGCAUCACUUAAUAUAUUAUAUUGUUAUCAACACUGAUAAAAUACCCAUCUGUCAUAUCUGAUUGUAGUGUCCGGUAUUGAGAGAUUCCUACAGAAAUCCGGGGCGUGGCUACAAUUAAUACAGCCGUUCCAGUAUAACCAGUACUUUGAAAGACUCAGCUGGAACUUGCGGAGUUGGCACAACCUUUUCACACAAGCCUUGUAGUGCUGAUAGUAUUGAUUAGAUUUUCAAAUGAAUGCUACCGACAGCCUCAAUGAUUUAUUUUGUCAAAAGGUCUUUUCAAAUUGCUCUAAUGCCUCAUCACUUAGUGACAUUCCUUACUCAGUUGCUGAUUUUGAUGUGUUAUGCACAUUUUUGAGCUGUGAAAACAUGACUUGUAUACAUUAAAUCUUGCUGUCUUCCAAGAAUGUACACGUGAA